This is a messenger RNA of Momordica charantia (bitter melon), 1293 nucleotides long. RefSeq names its product Undecaprenyl pyrophosphate synthetase family protein (gene CPT1). Gene Ontology annotation, biological process: polyprenol biosynthetic process. Gene Ontology annotation, cellular component: endoplasmic reticulum. NCBI's taxonomy places the organism in Eukaryota, Viridiplantae, Streptophyta, Magnoliopsida, Cucurbitales, Cucurbitaceae. Gene Ontology annotation, molecular function: ditrans,polycis-polyprenyl diphosphate synthase [(2E,6E)-farnesyl diphosphate specific] activity. The record is from RefSeq and is a predicted model, not a curated record.
UUAGGGCACACGCUCUUUGUUCUUCCCUCUUUCUCUGUGCUUUCCUUCUCCUUCACUCUCAAACAUAUAUAUCUGAUGACAGAGCUCAGUCUCCAUCACGCCCCCUCAGGCUGCUCUGCUCUCUUUUCCACUCCGUAGCGGCAGAAAUUCCUCUGUUUCUUGGUGCACACAUCCAGUGAUCAAACAGGAUGGGAUUUGGGAAUGUUUGGACCACCUUUUGGGUUAUAUUGAAUCAGAUUCUUGAACGUGUUGCUAUUUUCCUUAGGAGAUGUAUUUUUACCGUUAUAUCGAUUGGUUCGAUUCCUAAUCAUAUUGCUUUCAUCAUGGAUGGGAAUAGGAGAUAUGCAAAGAAAAAGAAGUUGGGGAAAGGGGCUGGCCAUAGGAUCGGGUAUAUGGCUUUAACUUCCAUGCUCAAGUACUGCUAUGAAUUGGGUGUGAGGUAUGUCACAAUUUAUGCUUUCAGCAUUGAUAAUUUUAAUAGAAGUCCAGAAGAAGUUCAAAGUGUGAUGGAUCUGAUCCUGGAAAAAGUUGAAUUGUUGAUUAGAGAAGAAAGCAUUGUGAAACGAUAUGGAGUCAGACUUUACUUUUUAGGAAACUUAAAAUUGUUGAACCAACCUGUGAGGGAUGCAAUUGAAAGGGCUAUGGUGGCCACCAGGAACAAUAACAAAGCAGUCCUUUCAAUUUGUGUUGCUUACAGUUCCACUGAUGAGAUUGUUCAUGCUGUUGAAAAGUCUUGUGAAGAAAAAUGGGAUGAGAUGAGUUCAAAAAGUUCAAAUGCAGCAGGAUGUGAUUUAGGCAAAUUACUAGUGGCUGAAAAUGGUGAGAACCUCAUAAAAUCAACUGAUGUUGAGAAGAAUCUGCAUACUGUGGUUACUUCCAACCCCGAUAUGUUAAUUCGCACAUCUGGAGAGGCCCGCCUGAGCAAUUUUCUUUUGUGGCAGACUUCUUCAAGUUAUUUGUACUCUCCUUCUGUGCUUUGGCCAGAAAUUAACCUUUGGCAUUUGCUGUGGGCAAUCUUGAACUUUCAAAGAAACCAUCUUUAUUUGGUAAAGAAAAGAAAACAGUUGCUAUUCUUGAAAGAGGAUUGAUUCAAAAUGGUUAUCAUAAGAAAAUAGAUCUGAUUACAAAAUGAGGUUGAAUGGUUUUUUUUUUUUUUUUCCUUUCGUAUUAUGGAUAAAUUAGAUACUAGUUAGUUAUACUAAAUGUAACACUGUUUGAACACCUCUAAGAUAUGUUGUAUACAAUAAGAGAACUACAAAAAAUUGCACAACUUUUUUGGAGUUUAUGAUCAUG